This is a messenger RNA of Callithrix jacchus (white-tufted-ear marmoset), 1339 nucleotides long. RefSeq names its product putative prolyl-tRNA synthetase associated domain-containing protein 1. NCBI's taxonomy places the organism in Eukaryota, Metazoa, Chordata, Mammalia, Primates, Cebidae. The record is from RefSeq and is a predicted model, not a curated record. Gene Ontology annotation, molecular function: aminoacyl-tRNA deacylase activity.
CUUUUGUAUGGAAGUCAGUUUCCUUAGGUUGCUGUGAGAACCACCUGCAGACCAUGUUAUAAUACUGAAUAUAUGGCCAGGUGCGGUGGCUCACGCUUGUAAUCCCAGCACUUUGGGAGGCCGAGUGGAUCACCUGACGUCAGGAGUUCAAAACCAGCCUGGCCAACAUGGUGAAACCCCAUGUCUACCAAAAGUACAAAUAUCAGCUGGGAGAGGUGGCGGGCAUCUGUAAUCCCAGCUACCUGGGAGGCUGAGGCGGGAGAAUCGCUUGAACCAGAGAGGUGGAGGUCGCACGAGAUUGCGCCACUGCACUCCAGCCUGGGUAACAAGAAUGAGACUGUCUCAAAACAAACAAAACACCCAACCGAACAUAUGACUCUAUUCAUUAAUUUAGUGGUGUAGGUAGACCUGAAAAAUUAAGACUGAUUUAAAUAACAGCUCAGGGCAAGUCUUGCUCACCUGACCUCCUUCUGCCCCCAAAACCCCAACAGAAGAUACACUUAUCUAGGAAACCUGAAGUGGGAUCAAUGAGGACUGUGAAAUCGCAGGCGCCGCCCCACAGCUAGGCCCCAGAUGAGAGUUCCCGCGGGCCUUCAUAAGCCUGAGCCCUCAGCCGACGACGUUCAGGACCAAAGGGCGAAGAGCUGGGACAGGGCGGCCCCGCCUCCAGCAGGCAGCAUAACUGGGCUUCAGCAGAACCUCCGAGCAGUUGUCUCAGGCUGCGUUCUGCGCAGCCGCGGAAAGCCGCGCCCAGUUUUUCCGCCCAUUGCCACGACAGAGGCGGCAUGGCAGGCGCAGAGCUGAGGGCAGCGCUCGAACAGCGGCUCGGUGCUCUGGCCAUCCACACCGAGGUCGUGGAGCACCCUGAGGUGUUUACAGUUGAAGAAAUGAUGCCUCAUAUCCAGCAUCUGAAAGGAGCACAUAGUAAGAACUUAUUUCUUAAAGACAAAAAGAAAAAGAGUUAUUGGCUGGUGACAGUUCUUCAUGACAGACAAAUUAAUUUAAAUGAGCUUGCCAAGCAGUUAGGUGUUGGGAGUGGAAAUCUGCGGUUUGCUGAUGAAACAGCCAUGCUAGAAAAACUCAAAGUUGGUCAAGGCUGUGCCACACCCUUGGCACUUUUCUGUGAUGCUGGAGAUGUGAAGUUUGUUCUGGAUUCUGCUUUUCUGGAAGGUGGACAUGAAAAGGUGUACUUUCAUCCAAUGACCAAUGCUGCAACCAUGGGUUUGAGCCCUGAAGACUUUCUCACAUUUGUGAAGAAGACAGGACAUGAUCCCAUAAUACUAAAUUUUGAUAAAAACAACUAGUUGGACCAAUGUUUAGAAUAAAUUUCUUUCUGAAA